CACUAUUUUUUAAAAAUUAACCUGUAAUUACGUUAAGCCGCCUCACAGUCACGGGACCGCACAACGCUAAUGACAGACACUGGAGGCUACGGAAUCUGCUGACUGCUACGGAAGUGCUCGCAUACUAAAAGCCGAGGGCGGGGUCCGCCUACUGUUUACGACAGUGGCGAAGAUACUGUUACAUGCACGAGCUGCGAAAAGUGGCUUGAGAUGGCGCGUCUGGUAGCAGUUUGCAGGGACGGAGACGAGGAGUUUCCUUUCGGUAGAAGGCAGAUCCCUCUGUACAUCGAUGACACGUUGACAAUGGUGAUGGAGUUUUCGGACAGCAUGUUGACUCUUGGCAAACAACAGAUAGACAACCUGCAACUUAAAAAUUUUUCACAGCGCCACAGUAUGCUCAAAGAACAAGAUAUGAAUCUUGCCAUGAUGGUGACAUCACGAGAAGUUUUCAAUACCCUUUCUCAGUUGGUCCCAUGUGUUGGUUGUCGGAGAAGUGUGGAGCGUCUAUUCACACAGCUUGUUGAAUCUGGAAAUCCUGCAUUGGAUCCAUUGUCAGUUGGUGCGAAGGGCAUUCUUACUCUUUCACACAGUUGCAUGGCUGAUGCAGCGAAGCUGUACACCCUGUUUUAUGUUUGUGGGACUAACCUCAGUGGUAUAAUUGAAGCGAUUCCAAAAAGCAAAAAGAAUAAAAGGUGUCAACUACAUUCUCUAGACACACACAAACCAAAACCUUUGGGGGGAAACUGGAUGGAUAUUUGGGAAGUAAUGUCACAGGAAUGCCGUGAUGAAGUUGUUUUAAUUGACUCCAUUUGUCUGUUGGAAACCUUGGAAAAUUACCUUCGUAAGCAUAGGUUUUGUACAGACUGCAAAAACAAAGUACUUAGAGCAUAUAACAUUUUGAUUGGUGAUCUGGACUGUAGUAAAGAAAAAGGCUAUUGUGCAGCACUGUAUGAAGGUCUUCGCUGUUGUCCACAUGAGCGACAUAUUCAUGUUUCUUGCGAGACAGAUAUCAUUGCUCAUCUUCUGGGUAGAGCAGAGCCAGAAUUCGCCGGAGGGUAUGAACGUAGGGAAAGACAUGCGAAGACUAUUGAUAUAGCCCAGGAAGAAGUGUUAACAUGUCUUGGAAUCCAUCUUUAUGAGAGGCUCCACCGAAUCUGGCAAAAACUACGAGCUGAAGAGCAAACCUGGCAGAUGCUUUUCUACCUUGGAGUUGAUGCAUUACGUAAAAGUUUUGAGAUGACUGUGGAGAAAGUGCAAGGAAUCAGCCGCCUGGAACAGCUGUGUGAGGAAUUUUUGGAAGAGGAGCGGGUACAAGAGCUCAAGCAAGAAAAGAAGCGUCAGAAAAAGAAGAACAGGAGAAAAAAUAAAUGUGUUUGCACUAUACCCGUAUCAGCUGACAUUAAGGAAUUGUCAGUUGAAAGUGAAAAGGAUGACCCUUCAGUAUAUGUUGGAAUGGGUUAUAAUUCCUGCAGUGGCUUAGAGGAUAACAAUGGUUUUGUGAAAGUCGCAAAUGAAAAUUCUCCAUGUUCCUCGUGCACAUGUCCAAGUUGCAAUGGCCUGUUGGUAUCUUCAAGCAUGAAAAAAGGCUUAACCGCACAUUCUAAUGGCAGCGAUUGUGGCUAUUCAUCUAGUAUGGAGGGUAGUGAGUCUGGCUCUCGAGAAGGAUCUGACGUGGCUUGUACCGAAGGCAUUUGCAACCAUGAUGAAGCAGUGGAGGAUCAGUGUGUCAUCUGUGAUAAGGAGCUAGAAGAUGGUGACAGUUGUGUGGAAUGUUGGGCCCAUUCAACAGAAGACAGCCUGAAAGAUAAAAACAGAAAGAAGAAAUGCAAGCUAUUUAAGUGUGGGAAUAAGAGCAUUUUAAAACAAGGAAUCUAUCUUCGAGAAGCAACAAGCAAUGUGCACAUUGAUCAGUCCAAAAAUGUCAAGGAUGACAGAUGCUGUCCUUCUUUGGAAUGUACCAGGCAGCCAUGUACAGAACACAGAAGAGGGGUAUCAAAAUCUGCACACACUUUGCACAGUUCUGAAGUAGCAACACAACCAAAGAGCCUAAAAGAACUCCUGGAUGAAUAUGAAUGCCCAUCAGAAGAAGAAGAUGGGCUUUCUCAAGAUGAAAUCCAGGCCUUUAUGGCAAGCAACCAGUCAUUUUACAUCAAGCGUCAGCAAUUCAGACAGUAUCUGAAGGAAAAAUUUAACAAAUACUGUCUUCUACAUGUUCACAGGAAUGCUCUAUGUAGUAGCUGGUUGGCGACAACCGGAGAAUUUUAAACUAAAUAAACUACUUCUGUUUUUUGUUAAAUCUCUUAAAAUGACUCCCUGGCUCUUUGUGGUUUUUUAUUUUAUUUUAUUUUUUUAUACUUAAUCUGCCAUAAUUAUUUUAAGGUCAUGGGUCAAAAGUAUAUCUGGACUUUUAGAUUUGUAAUUUCUUAAAUGCUCACUAACUUUUCUUAAAACUUUGCAUAAAUCAAUAGCACAAGUGACUAUAAGAAACUUUGUAAUAAAUUUGAUCAGAGAAAAAUGCCUUGUUUGCCUGUUCAGCUGUCCCCUCCAACCCCUCAAAAUAACACUCUGAAAUUUCUGCUGAUUCUUCGGAGACAGACCAGCUCAUAGAAGUAUCGGAUUAAACAUG
Molecule: messenger RNA, 2626 nt
Organism: Bufo bufo (common toad)
Lineage: Eukaryota; Metazoa; Chordata; Amphibia; Anura; Bufonidae
Gene: GGNBP2
Product: gametogenetin binding protein 2
Exons: 13
Coding region: 211-2265 (684 amino acids)
Cellular component (GO): cytoplasm; nucleus
Source: RefSeq, a predicted model, not a curated record